GGUGCGAAAGCAAAGAUGGCGGAAGAGGAGAACGAGUUUGAAGAAUUUGAGCAAAUAGACUUUUUAAGAGAUCGACAUGUACGAUUCUUUCAGCGAACACUUCAGGUGUUACCUGAGAGAUACGCCUCGCUGGAAACGACCAGGUUGACCAUCGUGUUUUUCGCCCUGUCUGGUCUGGAUGUGCUGGAUGCCCUAGAAGUGAUUGAUCGGAACGUCAUGAUUGAGUACAUCUACUCACUACAGGUUCUGCCUACUGAGGAUCAAUCCAACCUAAGUCGAUGUGGGUUUCGGGGAUCAUCACAUAUUGGAAUCCCUUACAGCACUAAGGGCCCAGGUGUGCUCCAUCCAUAUGACAGUGGCCAUGUAGCUAUGACCUAUACUGGGCUGUGCUCACUGCUGAUACUUGGAGAUGACCUUAGCCGGGUUAACAAGCAGGCCUGUCUGGCUGGUCUGAGGGCGCUGCAGCUGGAGGAUGGCAGUUUUUACGCAGUGCCAGAAGGAAGUGAGAAUGAUAUACGCUUUAUCUACUGUGCAGCCAGUAUCUGUUACAUGCUGGACAACUGGUCAGGCAUGGACAUCCAAAAGGCCAUUGAAUACAUCCGAGGAAGUUUGUCCUAUGACAGCGGGUUUGGCCAGGGAGCUGGGCGAGAGUCACAUGGCGGCUGGACGUACUGCGCCAUAGCCUCUCUGUGUCUGAUGGGUCGACUGGAGGAGGCACUGAGUCAGCGGGAACUGGACCGGAUCCGGCGCUGGUGCAUCAUGAGGCAGCAGAGCGGUUUCCACGGCCGCCCAAACAAACCCGUAGAUACAUGCUACUCCUUUUGGGUGGGAGCUACAUUGGAGCUGUUAGAUGUGUUCCAGUAUACAAACUUUGAAAAGAACCGGAGCUUCAUCCUGUCCACGCAGGAUCGGUUGGUGGGCGGCUUCGCCAAAUGGCCAGACAGCCAUCCAGAUCCUCUUCAUGCAUAUUUAGGGCUUUGUGGUCUGUCCCUGAUUGGAGAGCCCAAUCUGAGGAAGGUCCACCCCGGUCUUAACAUCACCCAGAGAGCCUUUCAGCACCUCCAACAGCUGCAGCAGACAUGGAGAGACAACACCGACACCUGCGGACGUCAGCACUGAAAGCCGGAUGAACCGCGGCGCUCCCUCUCAAUGGCUUCAGUUAUCAGCAACGUCGAACAGUUACCAGUCAAGGAGGACUGGACUUGUUGAAGAGGUUUGGCCACUUACCAAGAGGCCAUCUCAUGUGAGGACUGAAGAACGCUCUUCUUUACAAAAGCAGUAACUUUGGGACGCUCACUUUAAAUCCAUCCAGUGCAACUCUUCCGUUAAGAGCCACACGCCUCACGUUUUUUGCUGCCUUUUAUUCGCACAGUAGUCAAUAACGGUGCGGUUUGUGGUUCGUGGGAAUAAAAACGUGCCAGAAAGUCAAAUUUGAGCUGCUAUAAACUUGAAAUUUCUGAUGCCUCCAUUGUUCCAUUGAGUUUUUAGAUAAUGGCCUUUUGAGCUUUGCUGCUCAUCAUCAUUGUGAACAAUAUCUUCAUAGCCAAGGAUCAAAACUCUAAAUGUACAUGAGAAACAUUGUAAUAAGUGUUUAAGGGGGGAUCCCUGGAGGGCUGGGAGCAUCCACACUGUCUUUUUAUCAGGUUUAUUUGCUAAGAUUAUGCUAUUGCUGAGUAAUGUCUCUAAAUUUUAAGAUCUGUUAAGGUCUCCUUUUCAUUCAAAGACUUAAAGAAUUCGAAGCAUAGUCUCCUUUUCCUUCUUUUGCUUUUUGUUUUGUUGCCCUUGUAGCAUUUCCAUCCUGACAUUGCUUGUGAACCUGUUUAAAGCCUCAAGCUCUCAUGUCCCAAAGGUGAUACCAGGCCAGGUUUACUCAUCUCCCAGUUUCACCACUGCAGGCUGUGUGCACUGAUCAAGAUUUAAAUUAAAGAGCGCCUGGUGUGAAAUUAAUGGAAAAGGUGGUUAUGGGUUUAGCUGCAGGCAAAUCAUUUUAGAAAAUAUGAUUCUUUGUCUGCAUUUUUCUCUGACGGCUAACAGAAAAGAGAUUUGAGCCUCUCCAGGGAGUUUGUUAAGAAGGGGAAAACCACCUUCUUUCCUGCAGAGGUAGUAGCUCCCGGUUGUAGCAGCAGACCCCAUCCUAACACCCCACAACUCCUGCAUCCUGACCUGUGCUCAUUCGCUAGCUUGCAUGCUCCCUGCAAGGCGCUAACCAGCCUCAAACCGGUAAGAAAAGAUGAGACAAUAGCACCGUAGCUUGAGGAAAUGUAUUCCUUUGAACAGUGCAGUUAUUUUCAGUGCAGAAAGGAUGCAAGGUAACAACGGAGAACAAUGAGCGUGAGCAGAAUGGACCACAGAGUGUCAGGAAACAGAAGCAAGUGUUAUCCCAACGAGCUACUUGC
This is a messenger RNA of Pundamilia nyererei, 2396 nucleotides long. It is a transcript of the gene pggt1b, whose product is annotated as protein geranylgeranyltransferase type I, beta subunit. The coding region runs from base 16 to 1119 and encodes 367 amino acids. Gene Ontology annotation, molecular function: CAAX-protein geranylgeranyltransferase activity. The record is from RefSeq and is a predicted model, not a curated record. Gene Ontology annotation, biological process: protein geranylgeranylation. Gene Ontology annotation, cellular component: CAAX-protein geranylgeranyltransferase complex. Lineage: Eukaryota; Metazoa; Chordata; Actinopteri; Cichliformes; Cichlidae. The transcript is spliced from 9 exons.